GAGUCUGCCCUCCCCUCAGAUAAAACAUAACAGGGGAGGUUUGGACUUGCUUUGCCUUUCUUUUUGGCCUUUUGGUGCCACUUCAGCCACUGACUCUUUAGUGCCGGUUAGAAUAACCUGUCUUGAGAGCAAGCAAUGUUGGUUGUUGUUGCAUUCGUUCUCUGUGCAGCCUCCUCUGUUUCAGCAUCUACCAAAGAUGUUGCAGCUGGACCCCGGCUGAACAACAACCAGCUGUACAAAUUCAGCUACACCACUGAGGUCCUGCUAGACAAGGCCAGAAGGUCAAAAGAGGGCAGCGCUGGCUACAGAAUCUCAAGCGACGUAAACGUUAACCUGGUUUGGAGAGAUCCAAACAGCAAGGAUGACCAGCUGAUUCAGCUGGCGAUCUCAAACGUGAAGAUUGAGCCUGCAUCUCACAGACCAGAGAAGAAAAAUAUCCUACAUGGAUCCACAACUGAAAGCAUUUUAGGGAAAACCAAACUAGCCGCUCUGACAAAACCUUGCCUGCUGCACCUCAAAAAUGGAAAGACAAAAGCCUUUUAUUCCUACUGGGCAGAACCUGCAACCAUCAAGAAUCUAAAACGAGGCCUGGCCAGCUUAUUGCAAUAUCAGUUCCAUACUGGGAAGGUUGUAGAGAAUGACGUGUCUGGAAGGUGUACAAUUCAGUAUCAGGCAGUAAAAGGUCAAGUAACAAGAACCAAGAUCCUGGAUACGUGUAAAACUUCAGAGACCGGAUUUACUACACAUAGUAAGGUCUUGGGUAUUAGCAAGAAGUCCAAUUCUGUUACAGUGUUCACACUUGAAGAUGGCUUUAUCCGCUCAGCUGUGGCUGAAGAAAUGCACUCACUGACUCUUAAUGCACGGAGAUCUACAGCAGCUAAAGUCGUUUCCAGGCAAACCCUCACGUUGGUAGGUACAGAGGCUGGACCACUGGAGGCUGCUGGAAAAGAUGUUUCUGAAGUUGUCAAGUCAGUUGAUGGCAAACUGGCAGCUGUUGGUAUUGUGGCUGAGAAGGUGAAAUCCAAGUGCAAAGGCUGCCCAUCACUUUUUGAACAUUGGCAGGCUGAACAGAAGCAGCUGGAGCCAGCAAGCCUGUCCAAGACCACAGCUCCUCGCAGCUUCCUGGCCCUCAUCCAGAGCAUUAGGAAGGCAUCCAAGGACGAGAUCCUCAAAGUGCUGAAAAGUGCCAGCAAGACGUCUCUACCUCAGGUGGUGGAUGCUGUGACUUCCUCUCAGACUUCCGCAUCUCUGGAUGCCAUGCUUGAGUUUCUUAACUUCACCGAUGCCAAGGGUUUGGUUUUGCAGGAGCGGUUUCUCUAUGCAUGUGGCUUUGCUUCUCAUCCUGACGAGACAAUGCUAAGGGCUUUGCUGGAUAUUUCCAAAGGAAAAAUUGGCAGCACAGAAAUUAAAGAAUCAGUGGUGAUCAUUAUGGGAGCACUGAUCCACAAGCUGUGUUUGAAAGGAGGCUGCAAUUUACCGACAGUGGUUCAGGUGAAGAAGAUUAUUUUAGGUGGUCCUGGGAGCACACAGGUUGAGAGUGAGGUCCAGAUGUACCUUCUGGCCCUGAAGAACUCUCUACUACCAGAGGCCAUUCCCAUCUUUACUAAAUAUGCAGAGUCAGAGGUUGGCUCUUACAGCACCAUUGCCCUUACUGCCCUGCAGAGAUACGAUGUCAAUUUCAUAACCAGUGAGGUUAAACAGACAGUGAACAGGGUUUAUCACCAGAAUCGUCGAAUCUAUGAGAAAAAUGUGAGAGCUGCAGCUGCUGAUGUCAUCCUCAGCAGCAACCCUUCAUACAUGGAAGUCAAGAAUCUGCUGCUGUCAAUUGGAAACUUACCCCUUGAAAUGAACAAGUAUAUGCUGUCAAAGAUCCAGGACAUCGUCCGCUUUCAGAUGCCUGCCAGUAAGAUUGUGCGACGAGCAAUGAGAGACAUGAUUUCCCACAAUUAUGAUCGCUUUGCUAAGGUUGGGUCAUCGUCGGCGUUCUCAGGAUUCAUGGCACAAUCUGCUGAUUUGACCUCCACAUAUAGUUUGGACAUCCUGUAUUCAGGCUCUGGGAUCUUGAGAAGAAGUAACAUGAACAUUUAUGGUGCUAGUAAAGAAGCAAUGUUACAUGGACUACAGGUAGCAAUCGAAGCCCAGGGUCUGGAGUCCCUUAUCGCUGCAACGGCUGAUGAGGGGGAGGAAGACCUGGAGUCAUUUGCUGGGAUGUCAGCACUGCUGUUUGAUGUCCAGUUAAGACCUGUCACGUUCUUCAAGGGUUACAGUGAUCUCAUGUCCAAAAUGUUCUCCAUGACUGGAGACCCCAUAAAUGUGGUGAAGGGCCUCAUCCUGCUGAGUGAUCACUCUGAGGUUAUCCAGCUGCAGUCUGGUUUGAAGGCGAGUGCAGAGUUUCAAGGAGGGUUAGCCAUUGACAUUUCUGGAGGGAUGGAGAUAAGUCUGUGGUACAGAGAGUCCAAGACCAGUGUCAACAACAGGGGAACAUUAGUGGUCACUGGUAAUGUCACCGUGGAUAUGGACUUUUUGAGGUCUGGUCUGGAGGUCAGCUUUGAAACAGAGGCAUCGCUGGACUUCAUUACCACCGUCCAGUUCUCUGAAUACCCCUUCCUGGUGUGCAUGCAGAUGGAUAAGGCUACUUUCCCUGUCAGGGAAUAUCUUACCAAGUAUGAGAAUUUGUCAUCUGGGAAAAGUGUCACGUCACAAAAGAAAAAAACCCUGCUCGUCCCUGGCUCUGAAUUCCCUCUUCAUCAGGAGAAUUCAAACAUGUGCAAGAAGGUUUUUGACUCCAACUGGUAGAGAGGAUACCAUGAACUAUUACUAUUGAAUGCUUUAUUGCAUUCUAGGACAGCUAUCACACCUCUAUAAUGAGAAAGUAGGUCUUUACUUCUUAAGCAGUGAUCAACCAUGAGGAAAAAAGCUGGUGAAUCCUUCAUUUUUUCUUUUUUUUUUAAGUGACAUGCAAUGUUUACAUUUCUUGUGAGUAUUUAAGUAAUUGUAAUUCAACAUUUACGCACAAAUCAGGAAUUUAUGAAUUGUUGUUUCAUGGAUUUUUUUAAAAUAGCAUAUUUAUGAUGGGCACAUACAAGAUGUAUAUUUUGAUAUAGCGUACUCAGCAUAAAUAGCACCAACCACUGUAAUUUCCUCCAAGACAGUUACAGUGAAGAGGAGCAUGUACACAUCACACUGGAGACAGCAGAUUAAAAUGUUCAUAAACCAAAAUGCUCCUUUCUGCGACCAUUCCUAUGUUUUUAAACUAUGUUGAUGAGGAAUUUGUUGUUGUACAUGUGUCUCUGUCUCACUGUUCA
Molecule: messenger RNA, 3305 nt
Organism: Melanotaenia boesemani (Boeseman's rainbowfish)
Lineage: Eukaryota; Metazoa; Chordata; Actinopteri; Atheriniformes; Melanotaeniidae
Gene: mttp
Product: microsomal triglyceride transfer protein
Exons: 18
Coding region: 136-2796 (886 amino acids)
Biological process (GO): cholesterol homeostasis; lipid transport; lipoprotein metabolic process
Cellular component (GO): Golgi apparatus; basolateral plasma membrane; endoplasmic reticulum
Molecular function (GO): lipid binding
Source: RefSeq, a predicted model, not a curated record